Molecule: messenger RNA, 427 nt
Organism: Drosophila busckii
Lineage: Eukaryota; Metazoa; Arthropoda; Insecta; Diptera; Drosophilidae
Exons: 3
Coding region: 116-418 (100 amino acids)
Source: RefSeq, a predicted model, not a curated record
AUCACAGUUCCUCAAUAACAACGAUUCUAAACAGAACACGGGCCCACAAAAGGCGUUAAUUAGGUAAAAAGAAAAAAAAUUCCAAGACUGUGAAAUUUCGCAAACAAUAUUUACAAUGGCCAAGCUCUUGAUAACAUUUCUAUGCGCAGCUGUCCUAAUUUGUGUAUUUACACCAAACCAAGCAGCUCCAGCUGAGAGCUUGCAAGCCGAUGCAGAGGUCGAUGACCUUUCCACUGCCGACAGCGUGGGUAUUGGAUACUAUAGCCCAUAUGGCUCUUAUCCUUAUUACGGUGGUGGGGGUGGGUAUAAAUACGGAGGAUACGGAGGCGGCUAUGGAUACGGAGGCGGAUACGGAUAUGGCGGCUAUCGUGGAUACGGACGCUACUAUCGCCGUCCAAUCUAUCCAGUUUGGGGCUAAAAAUAAAAG